AUGACGGUACCUAAGACGGUCAAAGAUAUCCAAAGCCUUACAGGGCGUGUCGCAGCCCUGACCAGAUUUAUCUCCAAAGCCACUGACCGCUGCGCCCCAUUCUUCAAGGCCCUUAAAGGCACCAAAAGAAACAUCACCUGGACUGCUGAAUGCGACACGGCUUUCAGCGAGCUCAAAGAGUAUAUGGGCCGGGCCCCUUUAUUGUCAACCCCUGAGCACGGAGACAUCCACGUGAUUUAUCUCUCCAUUUCAGCUUCGGCUGUUAGCUCUGUGCUCAUCCGAUCAAAGGAUAACGCGGAACACCCAGUGCAUUAUGUUAGUAAAGCAUUGCAAGAUGCCGAAGUUCGGUACCCAGACAUCGAAAAAUUGGCGUUCGCCCUGGUCGUCUCGGCAAGACGCCUCCGACCAUAUUUCCAAGCUCACACCAUCUAUGUCUUAACCAACCAACCACUCGGACAGGUGUUGCAGAACCCAGAAACUUCUGGGAGGCUGGUCAAAUGGGCCAUUGAACUGGGCGAGUUUGAUAUUCAUUACAAACCCCGCCCGGCUAUGAGGGGCCAGGCCGUUGCUGACUUCCUAUCCGAAUUCACGAAUCCCCAAGCUUCCGCAGCUACCCAACUCAUAACCGAACCCAAUCCCCCUCCCAGCCAGGACCAAACCCCCACCGAAGGCAAUCUCGACCUAACCCAGCCCCUGUGGACCUUAUUCGUAGACGGCUCUUCUAAUGCCCAGGGCUGUGGGGCCGGCCUCGUUCUCAUCUCCCUAGACAAGGUUGCCCUCGAGUACGCCCUUCGCUUCAAAUUCCAAGCCUCCAACAAUGAGGCCGAAUAUGAAGCACUCUUAGCUGGUCUUCGUUUAGCCAAAGAGAUGGACGCCAGACAAAUUCUGAUAUUCAGCGAUUCACAACUCGUGGUCCACCAGGUCAACCAGGACUUCACGGCUAAGGAUGCCUCUAUGACGGCCUACCUCCAGCACGCUCGGCACUUGCUGGCGACCUUCCACGCCCACUCUAUCAAGCAAGUGCCGCGCUCCGAGAAUAGCCAUGCCGAUGCACUAGCCAGGUUGGCAUCAGCCUUGGAGCAAGGAAUGGGUCGCCACAUCCACAUCGAGUUUUUAGCCCAGCCCAGCACACAAGCCCCACUCAUCUGCACUAUUGAUCACAGCCCUACAUGGAUGGACCCCAUCCUCCAGUUCUUACAGAACCAAACACUACCGGCUAAUCCGGCAGAAGCACGACGCGUUCGCCAUCGCUCUGCCCGUUACCUGAUCAUUAACGGCUCCUUAUACAAUCGGGGUUUCAGCCUUCCUUACCUCCGAUUCCUGACUCCAGAGGAGGGUCACUAUGUCCUCCGAGAAAUCCAUGAAGGCAUAUGCGGUAACCACUCGGGCACCCGCUCGCUGGCCCAUAAAGGCAAUCCGCCAAGGAUACUUCUGGCCAUCGCUCCACACUGA
Messenger RNA from Prunus persica (peach), 1452 nucleotides. RefSeq lists its product as uncharacterized. The transcript has a single exon. The coding region runs from base 1 to 1452 and encodes 483 amino acids. Gene Ontology annotation, molecular function: RNA-DNA hybrid ribonuclease activity; nucleic acid binding. The record is from RefSeq and is a predicted model, not a curated record. Lineage: Eukaryota; Viridiplantae; Streptophyta; Magnoliopsida; Rosales; Rosaceae.